This is a messenger RNA of Setaria italica (foxtail millet), 920 nucleotides long. RefSeq names its product RNA-binding protein Y14B. Gene Ontology annotation, molecular function: mRNA binding. NCBI's taxonomy places the organism in Eukaryota, Viridiplantae, Streptophyta, Magnoliopsida, Poales, Poaceae. The record is from RefSeq and is a predicted model, not a curated record. The transcript has 4 exons. Bases 35 to 643 code for a protein of 202 amino acids. Gene Ontology annotation, biological process: RNA splicing. Gene Ontology annotation, cellular component: exon-exon junction complex; cytoplasm; nucleus.
ACCCGCUUCCCCUAUUCUCUCGCUCUCUCCAAUCAUGGUGGCGGCGAUGGGGCGGGCGGCGGCAGCGGACGAGGAGGAGGACGUGGAGUUCGUCGACUACGACCAGGACGACGAGGACGCCAUGGAGGAGGACGGCCGCGCCGUCCGCGCGCUCCCCGUGCCCCACAUCGUCUCCCCGGCCGUGGUGCGCACCCGCGGGCGCUUCGCCGGCUGCAGCCCCUCCGUCCUCGCCCCCAGCCGCGACCGCUUCGACUCCCUCACCGACGAAGGCGACAACGGAUACGGCCCGCAGCGCUCUAUUGAAGGAUGGACAAUUCUUGUCUGUGGAGUUAAAGAAGAUGCAGAAGAAGAAGAUCUGCACAACGUUUUCGGUGAAUUUGGUCGUGUCAAGGACUUGCAUUUGAAUCUAGAACGCCGCACUGGAUAUGCCAAGGGAUAUGCGCUGAUUGAAUAUGAAAGCUUUGAGGAAGCACAGGCUGCGAUCAGAGCAAUGAAUGGGACUCAGCUGUUGACAAAGACUGUCUAUGUUGAUUGGGCAUUCAGCAGAGGUCCUAUAAAGAACGCCAUGAGCACAAGGCCACCACGCCCAAGAUCCAGGACUCCACCGCGCAGGCUUAAUGCCUUGAUGCUGACGCCAUAUUGAGUGGGGAGUGGUGGCUAGGGUUAUGUGUCAGUUCUAACUGGUUAUGUUUGGGCGAUGAGCAGCAGCUAAACAAUGUGAAAGUGUCUUUUGUAACCUGAACCUCGACUCUGUUAGGCUUCUUGUAUCUGUGCUUAGCUUGUUCAGCUUUAGCUCUGAAACUUGGGGAGGCUGCUAGACUCUGCUGACUUAACCAUGCGCCCAUGCCAAAGGUUGUCUGGUGUGUAAGAUCAGUGUCACGACGGUAAGGAGGUUUGUUGGGUGUGCUUUGGAACGUAUC